AUCUGCUAUUUCACUCUCUCAGAGGCAGAUGAGAGAAGAAAAUGGAGAAAAAUGGUACCUUCCCACACAAGGCAGCACCUGUCCUCUUCAUAGAUCCCCCAAAACCCUAGAAGCUCCAUGCCAUUAAAGAUGCAAAUCCUUAAAUACCCCUCCACUCCCACUGUAUCAGCACCUAUCUCUCAAUUCCCAUAAAUUCCUUCCCAAGGAACUUAAAACCCAAACCAUUAAUUAAGUAGAAAAGAACCUCCAAAAAACUCCCCCAUUAAUCCAUCUCUAUCUCUCUCUCUAUUUCUCACACUAUCUCUUAGAUUCUAUUCUUGUUUCAUCAAAGUUCUAAUUGAAGCUUGCAACUCUAUAUGCUUCCAAUAAAGCGAGCUUGUGAAGGAGUGGUUGUACAAGAAGACAUUGAAAACAAUAACGACAACGGCAACAACACCAACGAGAGUAAGAGCGAGGGCGCAUCCGUUUUCAAGAAGAUUCUGCUCGCGGAAGCUACCGAUUCGACGGUGAAGAUCACUAGCGAAGUCGUUUGUGGUGAGAACAACAGCAACAACCACGGUAGCGAUAGCUUAGUUAAGGGAAAAGAAAAGGAGGAGGCUUCGAUCAUGGCUAUGGGCGAUGCCAACACGACGGGCAUCGACGAGGAUCUGCACAGCCGGCAGCUCGCGGUGUAUGGCCGUGAGACCAUGCGGCGGCUUUUCGCAUCGAACAUCCUCAUCUCCGGGAUGCAGGGUCUUGGUGCCGAGAUUGCAAAGAACCUCAUUCUUGCUGGUGUCAAGUCUGUGACCUUGCAUGAUGAGGGGGCAGUGGAGUUUUGGGAUUUGUCCAGUAAUUUCAUUUUUACAGAAAAUGAUGUUGGUAAGAACAGGGCACUUGCUUCUGUACGAAAGUUGCAAGAGCUCAACAAUGCUGUGGUUGUUCGUACCUCAACAAAAAAAUUAACAAAAGAACAACUUUCUGAUUUCCAGGCUGUUGUCUUUACUGAUAUCAGUUUUGAGAAAGCUAUCGAGUUUAACUAUUACUGUCAUAAUCAUCAGCCUUCUAUUGCAUUCAUCAAAACCGAAGUGAGAGGCCUUUUUGGUUCUGUGUUUUGUGACUUUGGACCUGAGUUUACUGUUGUUGACAUUGAUGGAGAGGAACUGCAUACAGGUAUAAUUGCAUCGAUUAGCAAUGACAGUCCUGCCCUAGUAUCCUGUGUCGAUGAUGAGAGGCUUGAGUUUCAGGAUGGGGAUCUUGUCGUGUUCUCUGAAGUUCAUGGAAUGUCAGAAUUGAAUGACGGGAAACCAAGGAAGAUUAGAAAUGCAAGGGCUUAUUCAUUCACUCUUGAGGAUGAUACUACAAAUUAUGGAACCUAUGUGAAAGGUGGUAUUGUCACACAGGUGAAGCAGCCCAAGGUGUUGAACUUUAAGCCAUUGAGAGAAGCGCUAACCGAGCCUGGUGAUUUUCUUCUUAGUGAUUUCUCCAAGUUUGAUCGCCCACCUCUCUUGCACUUGGCAUUCCUGGCGCUGGAUAAGUUUGUCUCUGAGUUGGGACGUUUCCCUGUUGCUGGUUCAGAAGAGGAUGCUCAGAAGCUUAUAUCUAUUGCCACUGACAUUAAUGUGAGCUUGGGGAAUGGAAGACAGGAAGAUAUUAAUCCAAAACUGCUCAGGCACUUUGCCUUUGGUGCAAAGGCUGUACUGAAUCCCAUGGCUGCAAUGUUUGGUGGUAUUGUGGGACAAGAGGUUGUGAAAGCAUGCUCUGGGAAGUUCCAUCCACUUUUUCAGUUCUUCUACUUUGACUCGGUGGAGUCACUUCCUUCAGAGCCACUGGAUUCAAGUGAUUUCAGGCCGUUAAAUAGUCGUUAUGAUGCACAGAUUUCGGUCUUUGGGUCUAAGCUUCAGAAGAAACUGGAGGACACAAAAGUGUUUAUUGUUGGAUCUGGUGCACUAGGCUGUGAGUUCUUGAAGAAUAUAGCCUUGAUGGGAGUUUCGUGUGGCAGUCAGGGGAAUCUUACAAUUACCGAUGAUGAUGUAAUUGAGAAGAGUAACCUCAGUAGGCAGUUCCUCUUCCGUGAUUGGAACAUUGGUCAGGCCAAAUCCACUGUUGCUGCUGCUGCUGCCGCUUCAAUAAAUCCUCAUCUGAAAAUUGAAGCAUUGCAGAAUCGAAUUGGCCCUGACACUGAGAAUGUAUUUGAUGAUACCUUCUGGGAGAAUUUGAGUGUUGUUAUUAAUGCUCUGGACAAUGUGAAUGCCAGACUGUACGUUGAUCAGAGAUGCUUAUAUUUCCAGAAGCCACUUCUUGAGUCAGGAACUCUUGGUGCCAAAUGCAACACCCAGAUGGUCAUUCCUCACCUUACGGAAAACUAUGGUGCCUCAAGAGACCCACCUGAGAAACAAGCGCCUAUGUGCACUUUACACUCAUUUCCGCACAACAUUGACCACUGCUUGACAUGGGCUCGAUCUGAGUUCGAGGGUUUGCUUGAGAAAACACCAGCAGAAGUGAAUGCAUAUUUAUCCAAUCCAAGUGAGUAUAGUACUGCAAUGACGAAUGCAGGUGAUGCUCAGGCCAGGGAUAACUUGGAGCGUGUACUGGAUUGCCUUGACAAAGAACGAUGUGAGACAUUCCAAGACUGCAUUACUUGGGCUCGUUUAAAGUUUGAAGAUUAUUUUACCAACCGUGUAAAGCAGUUGAUUUAUACUUUCCCCGAGGAUGCAGCAACCAGUACUGGGGCUCCAUUCUGGUCAGCCCCUAAGCGAUUCCCUCAGCCGCUGCAGUUCUCAACUGCUGAUGUCAGUCACCUACAUUUUGUCAUGGCAGGAUCCAUUCUGCGGGCAGAGACAUUUGGUAUCCCAAUUCCUGACUGGGUGAAGAACCCUAAGAAGUUGGCUGAAGUUGUUGAUAAACUGAUGGUCCCAGAAUUUCAGCCCAAGAAAGAUGUGAGAAUUGUAACAGAUGAGAAAGCUACCAGUAUGUCUACCAGUUCUAUAGACGAUUCAGCUGUCAUUGCUGAACUAAUAUCAAAGUUAGAGCAGUGCCAAGAGAACCUGACACCAGGGUUUAGGAUGAGACCUAUUCAGUUUGAGAAAGAUGAUGACACAAACUUCCAUAUGGACCUGAUUGCCGGCCUCGCCAACAUGAGGGCACGGAAUUACAGCAUCCCUGAAGUUGACAAGCUGAAAGCAAAGUUUAUUGCUGGUAGGAUCAUUCCUGCAAUUGCAACGUCCACAACAAUGGCCACAGGUCUUGUCUGCCUGGAGCUUUACAAGGUUUUGGAUGGAGGGCACGGAGUGGAGGAUUAUCGUAACACGUUUGCCAACCUUGCACUGCCUUUAUUCUCCAUAGCUGAGCCAGUUCCACCCAAGGUCAUCAAGCAUGAGAACAUGAGUUGGACUGUUUGGGACAGGUGGAUACUGAAAGGCAACCCAACUCUGAGGGAACUCAUCCAAUGGCUUAAGGAGAAGAGGCUGAAUGCCUAUAGCAUAUCAUACGGAAGUUGCCUGCUUUAUAACAGUAUGUUCCCUCGGCACAAAGAGCGAAUGGAUAAGAAAGUGGUGAAUCUGGCCAGGGAAGUGGCCAAAGUAGACCUACCUCCAUACCGUCACCACUUAGAUGUCGUUGUGGCCUGCGAAGAUGACGAGGACAAUGACGUUGAUAUCCCUCAAGUAUCCAUUUACUUCGGUUAGAUGGUGGUUUCCAAUAAGCAGUCUUAAGGAUAGUGAUUUUGUGGCGGGAACUCUAUUUUUACAGCUAUCUUUGGCUCUUAGUGUUGACUCAACAAACAGAUCAUAUCAAAUGGAUAAUUGUAACUACAGUGCACAUUUUAUACAGAAAUUCGGAAGAUUUUACUGUGUCUUAUAAUUCUCCAUUUGCUUGCUU
Juglans regia (Persian walnut) is the source of this 3855-nucleotide messenger RNA. RefSeq names its product ubiquitin-activating enzyme E1 1. The coding region runs from base 357 to 3662 and encodes 1101 amino acids. The record is from RefSeq and is a predicted model, not a curated record. The transcript is spliced from 7 exons. Gene Ontology annotation, biological process: ubiquitin-dependent protein catabolic process; DNA damage response; protein ubiquitination. Gene Ontology annotation, cellular component: cytoplasm; nucleus. Gene Ontology annotation, molecular function: ubiquitin activating enzyme activity. NCBI's taxonomy places the organism in Eukaryota, Viridiplantae, Streptophyta, Magnoliopsida, Fagales, Juglandaceae.